CGCCGCUCUACCUGUUGAGCUACCAAGCCCACGCAAUGCUUAGCGUGGUAGUUGGAUUUGAUGUUGGUCCUUUGAAUGAUAAUGCUAAGUCUAAAGGUUUUGUUGGUCCCAGAUCCUCAGCAUUUAGUGAAAACUUCUCUCCUUCCUAUACAGGCAGCAAAAAUUUUGUCUCUGUGUUUGCUGUAUUUUUUCCAGCAGCCACUGGAAUCUUAGCUGGUGUAAAUAGUUCUGGAGAUUUGAGAGAUGCUCAAAAAGCCAUUCCUAAAGGAAUAUUUCUUGUGAUUGGUCUAACUGCGGUAGUUUAUGUACUCUUAGGGAUCAUGUCAGGAUCUUGUACAUUGCGGGAUGCUACAGGAAUUAUUAACGACAGAAUGACAUGUUCCAUGAUGGAAUGCAAGUAUGGACUGAAUAACGAUUUUCAGGCUGAAGAAUCAACCUUAGCUGUUGGGCAAGCAUUUACAUUGGCAUACAAACGUUUUAAAGAAAAUCAGGCUGUUGCAGGAAACGAUGUCAAUGAAAUGAAAGAACGUGUUGAAACUGCAGAAAAAGAAAAUGAAGUCUUAAGAAAAAAACUUGAAGAAUUGGAAAAAAUAAAUAAAAAGCAGGCAACGAAUACCCGACCAUCAUUAGCUUCCAUUGCUAAACCUCGAGUAAAUGAGAACAACCAUCAAACAUUUGAUUCAUAUGCCGAGAAGACUGCACCUGUGUUUGAGUCAUCCUCCUUUGACAUCCAAAGCCCCUCUCCGUUCCCCACGGAACACAGAUCAUUACCCCCUAGUAUUGCAUCCAAUCCAUUUGCAAUGUCAGCAGCCGAGUCCCAUGCAGCACAAAGUCAUAAAAAUGAUGGCGAUCUCCUUGGCGUGUACGGAAGCAAGGAAUCUUUAACUGGUGUUUCGUCGAAUGAUGUCAACAAUAUGUUUGAUCCACUCGCUGAAAUAGAUAACAAUAGUCAAGUAUCUCAGUCAGAACAAAGUGCUGUUGCUCAGAAUGAACACAUUUACGCAACUGUAUCUCGACCAAAACCUGCACCUUUAUCUACAGGUUUAUUACCACCUCCACCAUCAAAACAAAGCAUUAUGGAGAAAAACAGGAAUUCUGGUAACAAAGUCAAGUCCAACAACGGCAGUUUUACUAAUUCCGGAUUAGGCAUGCAGACAAAUUCACCCACAACAUUUGAAAGUCAGAAUGACGUGCAAAAUAACCUGGUUAUUUUUUAA
This is a messenger RNA of Xenia sp. Carnegie-2017, 1217 nucleotides long. RefSeq lists its product as uncharacterized. Gene Ontology annotation, cellular component: membrane. Gene Ontology annotation, molecular function: sodium:potassium:chloride symporter activity. The record is from RefSeq and is a predicted model, not a curated record. Gene Ontology annotation, biological process: sodium ion homeostasis; potassium ion import across plasma membrane; potassium ion homeostasis. The transcript has 5 exons. NCBI's taxonomy places the organism in Eukaryota, Metazoa, Cnidaria, Anthozoa, Malacalcyonacea, Xeniidae. The coding region runs from base 36 to 1217 and encodes 393 amino acids.